GCUGUUAAACAGCCACGUUACGAAGCUGAUGUUUUGUAACGACGUGUCUGGAAACGUGACGGACACUGAGCACCGACAGACCGGAGCACGCUGCCGACUGACCCGGACCACUGUCGGUGUUUCUGCAACAACAACACACACUACUGCUGCUGCUGCUAUAAAGAAAAAAGCAUGUCUACAUCACGGACAGUGAUUUGUUUACUAAGAAACGACCUCCGACUCCACGACAAUGAGCUUUUCCACUGGGCUCAAAGAAAUGCAGAGAACAUCGUCCCACUGUACUGCUUUGACCCAAGACAUUAUGUGGGAACAUACAACUACAACCUACCAAAGACUGGGCCUUUCCGCCUGCGCUUCUUACUGGAGAGUAUCAGAGACCUCAGAAACACGUUGCUCAACGUGGGCAGCAACCUCAUAGUGAGACGGGGUAAACCAGAAGAGGUUGUCGCCGACCUCAUCAAGCAACUGGGCUCUGUCAGCGCUGUGGCUUUCCAUGAAGAGGUGACUUCGGAAGAACUGAAUGUCGAGAAACAAGUGAAGGAUGUCUGCGCACAGAUGAAGGUCAAAGUUCACACCUGCUGGGGGUCUACGCUGUACCACAGAGAUGAUCUUCCAUUUCACCACAUAUCCAGGCUGCCCGAUGUGUACACUCAGUUCAGGAAGGCAGUGGAGACCCAGAGCAGGGUGAGGCCUGUGUUCACAACCCCCGAGCAGCUGAAGCCUCUCCCCUCAGGGCUGGAGGAAGGAGCCAUUCCUACAGCAGACGACCUGCAACAGACAGAGCCUGUGACUGAUCCUCGCUCAGCCUUUCCCUGCAGCGGUGGUGAAAGUCAGGCUCUGGCCAGAGUCAAACACUAUUUCUGGGACACUGAUGCUGUUGCAACUUACAAAGAGACUCGUAAUGGCUUGAUUGGUGUGGAUUAUUCCACUAAAUUUGCACCUUGGCUGGCGAUGGGUUGCAUUUCACCCAGGUAUAUUUAUCAUCAGAUCAAGCAGUACGAGAGGGAGCGAACAGCCAAUCAGAGCACAUACUGGGUCAUCUUUGAACUUUUGUGGAGGGAUUACUUCAAGUUUGUAGGUGUCAAGUACGGAAACAGACUGUUUCAAGUGAAAGGACUUCAAGACAAAACGGUUCCGUGGAAAAAGGACAUGAGGCUUUUCGAUGCGUGGAAUGAGGGUCGAACAGGAGUGCCCUUUGUGGACGCUAACAUGAGAGAACUGGCAAUGACAGGCUUCAUGUCCAACAGGGGGCGGCAAAAUGUUGCUAGCUUCCUCACAAAAGACCUCGGCCUGGACUGGAGGAUGGGAGCUGAGUGGUUUGAAUACCUUCUGAUUGACCACGAUGUCUGCAGCAACUAUGGCAACUGGCUUUACAGCGCUGGUAUAGGAAAUGACCCCAGAGAGAACAGGAAGUUCAACAUGAUCAAGCAAGGCCUCGACUACGACAAUAACGGUGACUAUGUACGGCAGUGGGUCCCUGAGCUGCAGGGGAUCAAGGGAGCCGACGUGCACACACCUUGGACCCUGAGCCCCGCUGCACUGUCACAUGCUCGCGUGUCCCUUGGUGAUACAUACCCCACCCCCAUGGUCACAGCGCCUGAAUGGAGCAGACAUUUUAACAAGAAACCGAGUGGCACAGGUCCUUCACCAAGAGGGAAGAAAGGCCCACCUCACACUCCCAAACAACAUCGGGACAGAGGCAUAGAUUUCUACUUCUCCAGAAGCAAAAACCUGUGAUGAUCUACCUCAAAGAAAACACUGACCUUGUGAGCGGACGCUCCGACAAUGGUGCAAUCCUGGACUUUUGUUGUGAAAUCCGUGUUGCACACUGUCGUGCUGUCUGGGGGAAGUUGAUUUGACGAAAAGUCCAUGUACACUUGAAUACUUGUAUUAUGUACUGUAUUACAUGUAUACCAUCAGGUAACACACAUUACAUGUAGUCAUUUCUAUAGUUCCUGUUAAGCACAUUGUGGUUUUCAGUUUUAGACUGUCUGCUGAUGUUUUUCUGCAGUAUUUUCCUGUUUCUGUUUCGUGUUCUAUUUUUCUGUUUUUCACAGGUUGUCGAUUUGUGGCAGUUAUAAAAAUAAAAGUUGCUAAAUGGCAGAAGAAAUUCUUGAUUUU
Messenger RNA from Larimichthys crocea (large yellow croaker), 2121 nucleotides. It is a transcript of the gene cry-dash, whose product is annotated as cryptochrome DASH. NCBI's taxonomy places the organism in Eukaryota, Metazoa, Chordata, Actinopteri, Sciaenidae. Bases 172 to 1737 code for a protein of 521 amino acids. The record is from RefSeq and is a predicted model, not a curated record. Gene Ontology annotation, molecular function: damaged DNA binding; FAD binding; deoxyribodipyrimidine photo-lyase activity. The transcript has 14 exons. Gene Ontology annotation, biological process: photoreactive repair.